This is a messenger RNA of Chionomys nivalis (European snow vole), 567 nucleotides long. Its product is annotated as keratin, type II cuticular Hb1-like. The transcript has 5 exons. Gene Ontology annotation, molecular function: structural constituent of skin epidermis. Gene Ontology annotation, cellular component: keratin filament. Bases 1 to 567 code for a protein of 188 amino acids. Gene Ontology annotation, biological process: keratinization; intermediate filament organization. The record is from RefSeq and is a predicted model, not a curated record. NCBI's taxonomy places the organism in Eukaryota, Metazoa, Chordata, Mammalia, Rodentia, Cricetidae.
AUGGAUGGAGAUCUGUGUGAGGAGAUGAAAACCACUGGGCAAAAAUGUGUGCAGGGCCCUCAGCACAGCAAGGAGGCCCUGAACAGACUCAACCAAGCCAUCCAGCAGUUGAAGAAGGAAGUGGGGAAUGCUCAGAGCCAGCCCUGUGAACUAGAGAAAGCCAAAGACUUGGAGGCCGGGCAGCAUGUGACCUCAAGCAGCGCUAAGGGCAAACUGGCCUGGCUGGAGGCCGCCCUGCAGCGGGCCAAGCAGGACAUGGCGCGGCAGCUCCGUGAGUACCAGGAGCUCAUGAUCGUCAAGCUGGGCCUGGACUUUGAGAUCGCCACCUACCGCAGGCUUCUGGAGGGCCAGCAGCAGAGGCUUGGUCUGGGACUUGGGGCAGGGAGUUCAGCUCCAGGCACCGAUGUCACUCGAGGUCCGGGCCUGACCUCAGUCUCUGUACCACCUCGGGCACCUGGAGUCUGUUCCCGUGGCCUGGAUGUGAGCGCCCCCGGCGGUGUUUGCACUCUCUGCAGCUCCGCGGGCUGUGUUGGGGGCUUUGGCUGCCGUGGCUCCCAUGAGUGUUGA